Dictyostelium purpureum is the source of this 2283-nucleotide messenger RNA. RefSeq names its product chloride channel protein. The coding region runs from base 1 to 2283 and encodes 760 amino acids. The record is from RefSeq and is a predicted model, not a curated record. Gene Ontology annotation, cellular component: membrane; intracellular membrane-bounded organelle. Gene Ontology annotation, biological process: chloride transport; transmembrane transport. NCBI's taxonomy places the organism in Eukaryota, Evosea, Eumycetozoa, Dictyosteliales, Dictyosteliaceae. The transcript is spliced from 6 exons. Gene Ontology annotation, molecular function: voltage-gated chloride channel activity.
AUGGGAUCAUCAUUAAAUAAACCAUUGGCUGAUAGAGUCCAAGAUAUAGAUGGGCAAUCAUCAAUGGUAUUUGAUCCGUGGAAAAUCAGACCAGAAAUUAUAAACUCAACGACAGAAAUGAGCACAAAUACAUCAGUGACACACAGAAGAAGGAAUCAUAGACUGUCACCUUUAGAAAAACAGAAAAUGAAAAAUAUACAGAGUUUAAAUUUUACAGUAAAUGAUAAUUUAUUACAAAGAGCAGAAUUUGAAAAAACCACAAAAGGAUUUCAUUUAAAAAAAACAUUUGGAAAAUGGAUAAUAUGUUUAUUUUUAGGAAUUAUUGUUGGAUGCAUAGCUUAUAUUAUUAAAACAGUUGUACAAUUAUUACAAGGUUUAAAAUUUCAUUACACAAAUUAUUACGUUUCAAAAGGAUUACAGUCAGAAGCAUUUUUAACAUUUUCAGGUAUAAAUUUAUUAUUUGUAUGUUUAUCAUGUUUAAUGGUUAUUGUAGCAGGACCAUUGGCAAGUUCGAGUGGUAUACCAGAGGUUAAAGGAUAUUUAAAUGGUGUUAAAGUACCAGAAUCACUAGGUUUUAGAUCAUUGUUUGGAAAAAUUAUAUCGUUAAUAUUAUCAUAUUCAUCAGGUUUAUUUGUUGGUCCAGAGGGGCCAAUGAUUCAUAUUGGUUCAGCAGUAGGUGCCGCUAUUAGUCAAUUUAAAUCAUCAACUUUAGGUUUUUAUCCUGAUUUAUUCCUAAACUAUAGAAAUGAUAGAGAUAAACGUGAUUUCAUUUCAGUAGGUGCUGCAACAGGUAUAUCUGCAGCUUUUGGAGCUCCAAUAGGAGGUGUGUUAUUUAGUAUAGAAGAAGUAUCAUCAUUUUGGUCACGUCAACUAACCUGGAGAACCUUUUUUUGCUGUAUGAUUGCAACAUUUACAUCAAAUUUCUUGUUGCAAGGUAUGGGUUCUUCACCAGAUAUGCAUGAUUCUGGUCUCUUAACCUUUGGUUUUUCAAGACUUUACCUUUAUAGAUAUUCAGAACUUUUAUGUUUUUGUAUUUUAGGUUUAGUAGGUGGUAUCUUUGGUGCAACUUUUGUAUUUUUAAAUAUUCAUUUAAACAAAUGGCGUAAAGAAAAAUUAAAACAAAAUCCAUUUUUAAGAUUAUUCGAAGCAUUAUUUGUUAGUAUUUGCACUUCGAUUAUUUGUUACUAUGCUUCAUUUAUUUUUGGCUGUAGAUAUCAAUCAAAUAUUAUUAUUGAAACUAGCGUUUGUGAAGAUCAAUCAAAUACUGAAAUGGUACAAUUCUUCUGUCCUAAUGGUAUGUACAGUGAAUUAGGUUCAUUAUUAUUUGGUAACCCAGAUCAAGCAUUAAGAAGAUUAUAUUCUAGAACUUUAAAUAUGUUUACAUUACCAUCAUUAGUAGUUUUUACUGUAAUUUCCUUUGUAUUUUCAAUAUGGUCAAGUGGUUUAUGGGUAGCUGGUGGCCUUUUUGUACCAAUGAUGAUGGUUGGGGCUGGAUUUGGUAGACUCUUUGGUCAAUUAUUAUCACUUUGGUUCACUGGUAUAGAUUCAAGUAUUUAUGCAUUAGUUGGAUCAGCUGCUAUGAUGGCAGGUUAUUGUAGAAUGACUAUUUGUAUUGUAGUAAUUAUGGUAGAGCUAACCGAAGGCACACAGUAUUUGGUUCCAAUUAUUUUAGCUGUAAUGAUAGCAAAAUGGGUUGGUGAUUUCUUUAACGAAUCUGUAUAUGAACAUUUAAUGGAGCAAAAGUAUAUACCCUUUCUUCAAACUCUACCACCUCAUUCAACCAAUAACAUUAGAAUUACAAAUGUAAUGAGCAAAAAUGUUGUAGUAUUACCCGAGGUUUGUCAAGUUAAAACUUUAAUUUCUGUUUUAAAUAAUAACAACCAUAAUGCUUUUCCAGUUAUUAACAGGGGUAUUACAGGUGAUCAACGUCUAUAUCGUGGUAUUAUACUCAGAGACCAUAUACUAGUAUUAUUAUUCAACCGAGUCUUCUAUAGAGGUACCGGUGAAGAAAUAUAUCUCGAUGAAAAUUUCGACUUUAAACAAUUUCAAAAAGAAACAUCAAAAAAACCUCCACAGCUUUCUGAAAUGGAGUUUGAUUACUACGAAUCAGAAUCAUAUAUAGAUUUAAGACCCUAUAUGAAUAGUAGUGGUAUAACGAUCCAUAAUACCUUUAGUUUUGUUGAAGCUUAUAAACUUUUUAGAAAUAUGGGUUUAAGACAUUUACCAGUAAUAGAUAUAAAUAACGAAGUAGUUGGAAUUGUAACAAGAAAAGAUAUGCUUUAA